AUGCCCGCUCUUGAGACUCUGCGGCCUCUGGUCCUCUCCGGACCGUCAGGCUCGGGCAAAUCGACGCUCCUGAAGCGUCUUUUCAAGGAACAUCCUGACCGGUUUGGGUUCAGUGUAUCUCACACUACCCGCCGAAAGCGAGAAGGAGAGGAAGAUGGUGUAGCCUAUCAUUUCGUGAGCAUGCAGGAAUUUGAGUCGAUGAUCGAGCGAAAAGAAUUCAUCGAACACGCCAUGUUCUCGGGCAACAGAUACGGUACGAGCAUCAAGGCGGUUGACGAUGUCGCCACUACGGGCAAGCGAUGCAUAUUGGACAUUGAUUCGCAGGGGGUGCGUUUGGUCAAGGCAUCGCAUCUAGAUCCGUUCUAUCUUUUCAUUACACCUCCUAAAUACUCCGAGCUCGUCAAACGACUGACGGGGCGCGGAACAGAAACAGAAGAGGCUGUUGCAUCUCGACUGGCAGCAGCAAAGGGUGAGAUUCGCUACGCUCAGGAGCCGGGGGUUCACGAUGCUGUCGUUGUCAACGAUGAUGUGGACCGAGCAUACCGAGUAUUCGAAAAGAUUGCUCUGGGAGAGUCGACAGAGGGUGACCCUUUCCCUGAUCUCGAGGUGCCCGAAGACUAG
Molecule: messenger RNA, 621 nt
Organism: Serendipita indica DSM 11827
Lineage: Eukaryota; Fungi; Basidiomycota; Agaricomycetes; Sebacinales; Serendipitaceae
Source: the annotation of a GenBank genome assembly